AAUGCAAGUUGCAGGAUGGCCUUUUGGACUUCUCAUCUCCUUGGCCUCCUGUUUUUCUUUCUACUUAUUAUCAAUCAGAUUUCCUUCAUCACCACCACCAAUGUCCGCGUUGGCGUUAUCUUGAAACCGACUUUCCUACAUGUUCCAGUUUUUCGAGAGGCGCCUGCUUUUCGCAAUGGGAGGGAUUGUGGUUCAUCCGCCGCGGACCGUAUUCAUGUGGCCAUGACCCUUGAUGCUAAUUACUUGAGAGGUACAAUGGCUGCAGUAUUAUCCAUCCUACAACAUUCAACAUGCCCAGAAGAUGUCAUGUUUCACUUUUUAUGUGUAAGACAUGAACCUGUGGUAUUUUCUAGCAUUAAGUCCACUUUCCCUUACCUCAACUUCAAGCUCUACAAAUUUGAUGUCCACAGGGUCCGUGGCCUAAUUUCAAAGUCGAUUCGUCAAGCUUUAGAUCAACCGUUAAAUUAUGCAAGAAUUUAUUUGCCUGAUUUAAUUCCAAUAGACGUAAAACGCGUAAUUUAUCUUGAUUCUGACAUAGUCAUUGUUGAUGACAUUGUUAAAUUAUGGAGAGUUGAUCUUGGUGACAAAGUAUUAGCUGCUCCUGAAUAUUGUCAAGCAAAUUUCACAACUUAUUUCACAAACACAUUUUGGGAUGACUCUGAGUUACCUAAAACAUUUGAUGGUAGAAAACCAUGUUAUUUCAAUACAGGUGUUAUGAUUAUGGAUGUUGAUAAAUGGAGGUGUGGGAAUUACACACAAAAAGUUGAAGAUUGGAUGAUUGUACAAAAGCAAAAAAGGAUAUAUCACUUAGGUUCUUUACCACCUUUUUUGCUAACCCUAGCUGGGGAUAUUACCCCUGUUGAUCAUAGAUGGAAUCAACAUGGAUUGGGUGGUGAUAAUAUUGAAGGAAAAUGUAGGAGUUUGCAUCCUGGUCCUAUUAGUUUAUUACAUUGGAGUGGUAAGGGUAAACCAUGGUUAAGAUUGGAUUCAAGAAAACCAUGUACUGUUGAUCAUUUAUGGGCUCCUUACGAUCUCUAUCGUUCAUCGAGGCAUUCCUUCGAGGAAUAAUG
Molecule: messenger RNA, 1070 nt
Organism: Solanum stenotomum
Lineage: Eukaryota; Viridiplantae; Streptophyta; Magnoliopsida; Solanales; Solanaceae
Product: probable galacturonosyltransferase-like 4
Exons: 2
Coding region: 16-1068 (350 amino acids)
Cellular component (GO): Golgi apparatus
Molecular function (GO): glycosyltransferase activity
Source: RefSeq, a predicted model, not a curated record